CUUUGUUUUGACAGCUCCCCUCCCGUUUGGUUUGACAACGAUCGCCGCUUCGCAAGUCAUCCAUCGGUAAAAAUUUCGAACAGUGGAAGUGAUACAGCAUUUGUGAAUAUUUAAAAUGUUCCGCAACCAAUACGACAGCGAUGUCACCGUUUGGAGCCCUCAAGGCCGCCUCCAUCAGGUGGAAUAUGCCAUGGAAGCGGUCAAGCUAGGUUCGGCCACUGUCGGCCUCAAGAACAAGGAUUACGCCGUCUUGAUUGCGCUGAAGCGUGCCUCUUCGGAGCUUUCGUCCUACCAGAAGAAAAUCAUCUCCAUCGAUGACCAUCUUGGAAUUUCGAUUGCCGGAAUUACGGCCGAUGCUCGGAUCUUGAGCCGGUACAUGCGGCAAGAAUGCCUGAACUACAAGUACUCGUACGAUGACAACUAUCCGGUGGGCCGUCUGAUUGCCAAUGUGGGCAACAAGAUGCAGGUUUGCACCCAGCGUUACGAUAGGCGCCCUUACGGAGUGGGUCUUCUGGUUGCCGGUUAUGACGAUCAGGGACCGCAUAUCUACCAGACGUGCCCCAGUGCCAACUUCUUCGACUGCAAGGCCAUGUCGAUUGGGUCGCGGUCGCAGAGUGCUAGGACGUAUCUGGAGAAGCAUUUGAACGAGUUCCCGGAUUGCAGUAAGGAGGAACUGAUCCGUCACGGAGUGCAGGCUCUGCAGGAUACGCUGCCAAAUGAAGUAGAGCUCAAUAAUAAGAACAUUUCCAUUGCUAUCGUCGGAAAGGACGAAAAGUUCCGUAUCCUGGAGGAGCAUGAAAACGCUCAGUAUCUGACCAACAUUGUGCGCCGCGGUGGAGGCGCAGCUGGCCAGGCUGCUCCCAGUGGUGGCCAACCACCGGCUGACGAUGACCAGCCGCAACCCCCAAACGACCCGACCCCAGCCGUGGCGAUGGAAAGCUAAAGAGGAGCGCCUCGGAGGAAGCGCUGAACGACGGACCGCCGUCUGAUGAUGAUCGUGGUUGUGGUCAUUCCGGUUCGUCUAAAUCGUUUCUGCGGAGUCAUCCGGUAGACUUUCCCUCUUUUUCGUUUGCUUGGUGGAAAUUUCAGUGGGUGGGAGUUUGAAACGGGUUCGCGUUCCUGCUUCAAGCUCCCACCCAAACCAAAUUAUGGGAAACUGGUUCUUUCUACGGUAUCUCAGAAUUUAAAUUCUGCAUAAUUUUUCAAACAAUUAUAUUACAUUUCAAUCUUCAACAUAAUCAGA
Messenger RNA from Aedes aegypti (yellow fever mosquito), 1243 nucleotides. Its product is annotated as proteasome subunit alpha type-1. Gene Ontology annotation, cellular component: proteasome core complex, alpha-subunit complex; proteasome core complex; nucleus. Gene Ontology annotation, biological process: ubiquitin-dependent protein catabolic process. The record is from RefSeq and is a predicted model, not a curated record. The transcript has 3 exons. NCBI's taxonomy places the organism in Eukaryota, Metazoa, Arthropoda, Insecta, Diptera, Culicidae. The coding region runs from base 116 to 943 and encodes 275 amino acids.